Molecule: messenger RNA, 2306 nt
Organism: Fusarium redolens
Lineage: Eukaryota; Fungi; Ascomycota; Sordariomycetes; Hypocreales; Nectriaceae
Exons: 5
Coding region: 492-1853 (453 amino acids)
Cellular component (GO): cytoplasm; nucleus
Source: RefSeq, a predicted model, not a curated record
CAUGAUUAAGUGACAACAUCCAUUCUUGGUCGAGGCAAAGAAGAUCAGGUCCAGCUGAAAUGAACUGAACUGGACUGGCCUGUAACCGUGAUAUCUUUUCUCCACGAUCUACCAUCCACUAGUCAACUUCUUCCGUCAUCAACUAUUUUAUCUUCCAUUGCAUUCUCAUCUCCGCAUUCUCCCUCCAGACUAAGGGACGAUUCUUCAUCCAUCGCUUAGUUAAUAUCUUGUGACUUGUAUCGCGCCUACGUUAGUUAGUUCACCACGACCUCCCCACCAAAAGCCGACUCAACUUCCCUGGAUCUUGAGCCCCGCCGCCACUCGUCGACUUUCGUCACUCCUCGGAGCCUCGGAGACGUUGCGCAAGGCACAAACAACAAGCCAAUACACUUCCAAGCUCAAUAGCGAAAAACUACUACUCUUUCAAUCCUUUACAUCACAUAAAUCUCUGCGAUACACCCAUAGGGAGCUCGGAAACAGCAUCUAUCAACAUGGAGACUCCAGCAAUCCCAAUGCCGCGGGACCCCCGGGAGCAAGCUAUCCUCGAGAAGCUACAGCUGGUCCGAGAUCGCCUACUGCUUCUUAAGCAGGAUCGCACAAACUACAUUCGAACGCAGGAUGUCAUGCCAUUGUUUGAUGAGACCAUGGAUCAGGUCAAGGAGUUGGCGGUUGUGCGCGCCGAAAGAGGCGAUAAGGAGGAGAACAGAUUGGACAAGGUCUUGGAGAGCUGUUUCCAGCUGCUAUCCCUCUUCUAUCUCACGAUCGGACGAAACAAUGAGGCACCAGCAACAUACGCUAUGACCUCAACUGUCAAGCGACUACUCGAUCACCUCACCGAAGCCGAGCUCUACUCAGCCAAGGAUCUCGGAAGCAUCAAGUCUACACUCGAGGAUCUGUCUAAGAGCAUCCAUGAUGCCGCCACUGAUCCAUCACCCGAUAAGCGACACCCUCCAUACAUGCUCGCACUACUUGAGAACCGCGUUGCGCUCUGCAACUCAACCUUGUCGCGACUUCAGAAGAGGUUAGAGCGAUUGCCAGAUUACCUGCUGGAGGCUCAUGAGAAGCUCAUUUCGAUCUUGCGAUCGAUCUCGUUGGCCAACACCAAGUCCAAGUUCUCCACAUCCGAGGUCAAGAAGCUACGGAACCAAAUCUUGGAAAUUGGCGAAAAGCACAAUGGGGGCACGUUUACCGCAGAGGAUGGAACUUUAGAGGAGGGAGGUGAAGUGCUUCGAGACUUGUACCACCGCUGCGUCCGCUGGUCGGACAUGGUUCUUGAGAGACAAGGAGAGGUAGCUGAGCAAUGGCGACCAAUCUAUGACCAGCUUAUCCAAAUUCGCAAUGACCUCGAGAAGCUUUCUCUUACACAAGCAUGGUCGCUCCGAGAGACGGAUCUGUACGAUUUCCAACGGCAACUUGACAGAAUUGAUGAGAGUCGACAGAACGGGAACUGGGUAGACGAGCGGGGGCGACCAGCUGAUCUGUGGACUCAGCGAACUUUGCUGUACCUGAUCCGACGGUCGUAUGCGUACAUCUACUCAUUUAUGCUGGCAUCCGAACCAGUGUCUGAAGCUCUGUUGCCAGUUUACAACCAACUGCAGACACUGAAGCGUUGCCUCGUUGAGGUCAAGAAGAACGGGGGUGUCUCCUCUGUGCGGGAACUCUACCCCUACAGCAUGAAGCUCAACUCCCUUGAUAACAUGAAAGUUGACGGCAAGUUUGUGGUAAAUGGCGACAUUCCCGAAGGACAAGGCAGUGUUACCGAAUUGUUGGCCGAAUGCUUUGAUCUCAACUACGAAUUGAGAGUUGCAGCCGAAGAAGCAGCAGAGAGCGGUUCAAACGGCAACGAAGCUUAGACCACGCACGACUUGGUGGCAGGCCAUACCAAAGGAGCAUGGAUAUGUCAGUGUACGAUGGCGUUACUAUUACUUGAAUUGGAAUCGGAAUUUUAUAGGUCAGAUAGCUCUUCCUCGCGGUUUUUGAUAAUGGCUUGAGCUCGCUUUCGUUGAGCUGGUAAUGGCACUGGUAUGCAGGGGUUAUUGAGGGUCGGUAUUAGCAGGCGGUAGGGAAUGACUGAUCACAAAGAUUCGAGGUUUCAGCAAUUGACGGAUGGACAACAGGAACAUCAUGGUGAUGUGUCAUGAUAACUAGCAGAAAUGGUAUCAGUUCACUGUUCUGAAUAGGGGCUCUAUCGUGAGUCUAUGGUAAUGGUAUUGACUUUGUGCAUUAGUUCAUUCUGAAGGCAGCCUUGAAGGGGUAGAUUUGGACCUGCAUAUCACAUUAGCAAAUUGUUCUCUAAUGGAUUCACG